CCCGCCAAGAGGGUGGGGAUGGUCUGCUGCCCGUCCGGGGAGCUACGGCCGCAACCCGCGGGCCUCCCCCGGCCUGGUGAAGGGUGCGGGAGGACGGACGCUCUCCCUCCGGCCAAAGGCACCCACGCGGGGACCUUCCAGCACUUAUCGGAGCCAUGCCCCGGCGCUGCCCCGGGCGGGGUCAGCCCGGGGAACGGUCCUGCCGGAGCAGGGGAGAGGAAUGGGCCCAGCGACCCGACCCGAGCCAGGCCGAGUGGAUCCGAGCCUAACCGAGACGAGCCCGUUGCGAGGCGACCCGAGCCCAACCGAGCCCUAGGCGAAUGCAGCCAAAGGCGGAGCGGUCCGAUCCCCGAGGGGCGGGCUCGGAGGAUCUCGGUUCGGUUCGGGCUCGGCUGGGCUCUGCCCGGGCUGGGCCGGACGGGACGGGGCUGGGCUCGGCUGGGCUCGAGUCCGGGCUCGGCUGGGCUCGGCUGGGCUCGGCUCCGCAGUGGCGGGGGGGCGCGCGGCCGCGCGCGCGCGGCGGGAGCGCGCGGGGCGCAGAGGCGGCAGCCAAGAUGGCGGCGCGGGUGUCGCAGGGCCCGGCAGCCCGCGGGCGCUCUUAGGCCGCGGCCCCCCCGCCCCGCCGACCCCGGCCGGGCUCCCCGCCGCCCCGGCCCCUCCCGCCCUCCGGCAGCGGCGGCCGGCAGGAUGCUGCCCUCGCAGGAAGCCUCCAAGCUGUACCAUGACAACUACGUGCGGAACUCCCGCGCCAUCGGCGUGCUCUGGGCCAUCUUCACCAUCUGCUUCGCCAUCAUCAACGUGGUGGUCUUCAUCCAGCCCUACUGGGUGGGCGACAGCGUUAACACGCCCAAGCCCGGGUACUUCGGGCUGUUCCACUACUGUGUGGGCAGCGGGCUGGCGGGCCGGGAGCUGUCGUGCCGCGGCUCCUUCACCGACUUCAGCACCAUCCCCUCGGGCGCCUUUCAGGCGGCUGCGUUCUUCGUGCUGCUCUCCAUGGUGCUGACGCUGGGCUGCAUCACCUGCUUCGCCCUGUUCUUCUUCUGCAACACCGCCACAGUCUACAAGAUCUGCGCCUGGAUGCAGCUGCUGGCAGCGCUCUGCCUGGUGCUGGGCUGCAUGAUCUUUCCCGAUGGCUGGGAUGCAGAGACCAUACGGGACAUGUGCGGGGAGAAGACAGGGAAGUACUCCCUGGGCGACUGCUCCGUACGCUGGGCUUAUAUCCUGGCCAUCAUCGGCAUCCUCAACGCCCUUAUCCUUUCCUUCCUGGCCUUUGUUCUCGGCAACCGGCAGAACGACCUGCUGCACGAGGAGCUCAAGACAGAGAGCAAAGAUUUUGUUGGCACUGCGAGGAUAUAAGGCCGACCAUCCGCAGCAGGACCCUCUUCCCAUGGCCGGCAGCCCGGGCGCUCCCUCCCUGUCCUGCCCUUCAUUUGCUGCCAGCGGCCACACAGCGUCCCGCGCUGCCCUCCGGGCCCCGGUGCCCGCGCCAGGGAUGCGCCCGCCGCCCGCCGCAUCCACGGCCACCUCCAUGUCCACGCCGGCACCACCAUCCCACGCACCCUGCCAGCUCCGUACCCACCGCUGCCUGUGGGCCGCUGCCGGGGGAGGAUGCCUCAAACCCGCUUUGUUCAAGAACAGAAUCCAGCUGCGGUUUUGUUUCAAGGAAAAAACAGUCUUGGAGUUUUUAACAGAUUUCUACAUCCCCAGAACUCCUGACCUGCUGCCUCCCACCCGAACGCGCACCCAGUGACGCCCCAUGCCGGCUGCUCCGGGUCCCGGACCCCUCCCCACUCCCAUUUUGUACAGCUCCGUGAUCCUGUCUCCACAGCCAGGGGACCCGGUGGCCAGGAUGGGGCCCAACCCCUACUUUUACAUGUAAAUUCAUAUUCUCUAAACAGGGUAAAGUGACUCGAGCCCCCUCUCCCCCCGCCCCGGGAGUCCAGCCCAGGGACAUGGUGUUUCCUGGUGCGUGGCCGGGGCUGCAGGCUGCUGCUCGCUCCCCGCAUGGGGACCGCAGGGGCCUUGCUGCUGCCGGCCGUGGGACACCCGACUCGCGCCGCCGUUGAAUGUAAGCCCUGGUAAGUGGGAGCAGCUGAACAUGCAAAACCCCUGGGCGGGCACAGGAGGAUCCCCCCUGCCAAGACCCCACCCCGAGCCGGCCGCGGGCUGUUGCCAAACGCCUUCCCUCCCCAUCCCCAUACGGUGCUUUAUCUCCACUGGUGACAGCAAGGCUUUCCCCGCCACACGGCAUGGCCGGGUGUACCCGAGCGCUCCUGUACCCACCCGGCCUCCCGGCUGUAGCUCGCUGGCCCGCAGUGAUGGCGUGCAGGGGGGCCUGUGGCCGCUGCCCGGGGCAGCGCCGAGUCUUGCGGCCUCCGAGGCCCACACACAGCACCUGCGAGCCGACACCCCGGCAUGGUGGCUGCAGCCUGGCUGUGGCUCUGCUGGCCAGACCAGCGUGUGUGUGGGCUUCCCCUGGCAACAGGGGCUUGGGUCACCACAGCCCUUGCAAUGCAAUAAAGUCCUCAGCACUGGCCGUGUCUCAGUGCGAGCAGCUGGGGCUCCUUGCAGAGCCCAGAGCGGGGGCCCCCAGGGGCUUGUGGGGGCCCUGGCAGGGCUGGACCCAGGCACUGGGCAAGGCCAGGGAGCAGGGCGAGCGGGAGCAGGGAGCAGAGCGGGACCACGGCCCUGGGAUUGGGCCAUGGAGCGUGGAGAGUGCUGGGGGAUGGCAGUGAAGGGCUCUGCAGGACCCAGCGCCUUGCCAGGCACCGGGGGCGGGCUGGAGCAGGUAAGUGGUGCCCCGAGGCCCUGCGGGGUGCUGCUGGGGGAUGGAGCUGUGCUGAAACACCAUCUGGGAGCCAGAGCCACCCGGGAUGGAGUGGGUGCCAGCACUCCUGCCAGUGCCCUCCGCCAGCCAUGAGCCCAGCGGUGCCCACACCCCUCUGACAGCUGCCCCCCAGAACAAGGUCAACAGGAACACGCAGCGCCUGGGUCUUGCCAGCUUGCAAGUGCUGUUGCCAGCUGAAUUGGAAAAACAAACCAAGAAAAUCAGUGGAGAAAGGAAUACAGUAGCUGUAAUAUAUCUGUAUUUUAGUACAAAGUUUGAUACAGUGUUUCACAAAACCUUAUUGAAAAAUAUAAUUCAAACCAGACAAGCUCGGAGCCCUGUGUUAUGGGGAGGGUUGGGAUGGGUUCUUUCUGGCCAUCACCAGAGGUGGUCUGCAAGGCCUGUGAGUGUCUUGAGCUGUGGUGGGGAGCCCACGCUGCAGCCUGCAGAGCUGAGCUUGCACCCGCAUGGGCUGGCACACAAAGCGGGGCUCUGGCCACAGAAGUCCCCAGAGAAAGUGUCUGUCCCACUUCAUGGCACAGCAGGGGGGGGGCAGGGAUCCCAUCCAUCCCUAGGAGCAUUUGAACCAGUCCCUUCUGCCUGUCCUCAGUGCACGAGUGGUCUGCCAGCUCACUAACACAGAUUGAGAGGAACCUCCUCUCUUCAUAGCCAGUGUCUAGUGGCAUGCUCGGGUAGAAGGGUGGGGAGACCAUUCCAGGCUGUGUGAGGGCAGCAUGGGGAGCUCUGGGACUUGCAGAGAGCUUUGGCCAGGUCUGGCUCCCCCGGUGUGGGACACGCUCACAGCCAGGUGAGCCCUGCAGACAGCAGAAGAGGCUGAGAAGAGUGGGGUUGGUGCUAACCACAGUAGCUUUCAUGGAAAUAGUGGAGCCACUGUUUCGGGAGACACAAAAGGACAGAAUGAACCCUGACAGACGCUGUGCCACAGUGUCAGGGGGAACAGUCUCACAGUGAGGGCAAUCGAAGACCAGAAGCCUUGGGCACCUCAAACCAAUACUUGCAGACACACAUGGCAGACACCCAUGCCGGGCUCAGCCCAUGUCAGGCUUCCUAAGGAAAAGGCAAGCAGUAUGAAACCCCUGGAUACCAGGUCCUGCCACACCAGAAAACAGGUUUUAAAGCAGGUGCAGUGGUGCAGGGGGCACCCUCCACAUCCAUCUCUUCCCCAGAUGUGCUUGGGCAAGAAAAACAGCAGCAGCAGAGCCAAAAAUCUCAAUCCCAGCCAGAAGCUCAGGGAAUUUCCUCAGGAACAGCAGCUCCCACAGCAGCUCCUAGCUUCACCUGGCAGCAGACAGGAGGGAGGUCUGCAAGGCUGCUCCUGAAAGGAUUUUCUUACCCUGCAGGCGACAGGUAAUAGAGACUUACAUGCCCUCACCCCCUCACCCUAUGUUCUGGGCACCAGUGCUCAAGGUAGUAAGAAAUUCAAAAAUACCGAUUUUCAAGUUAAGUAUUUUUAUUAUCAAAAUUAUUACAUCUCUUGUGAAAGUUCAAAUGUUACAGCAUGGUGUAAAAACUCCACUAGAGUAAGAAGCUACAGCCCCCACCUUUCCUAGAGCUUUCCAGGGUCCCUCCCCCUCCUGCCCCCCUGCUGUGCCCGAAGGUGCUGGAGCCUCUGGGCAGGGCCCCCCUGGCCCCCUCCCGCCUGGCAGGGCAGAGCCCGCCUGCCCCGUGCUGCUCAGAGCACGAAAGGGGAGGCUGCACCUCCAGGGCUAAGCCAAGUGAAGUUUACACCUAUUUUAUACAGUAUACAGACACCCAACUGCGGGGUGACAAGUUCCAUCCCAACACGCUCACAGCCAGACAGUGUGAGAAAGUUACUCUUUGUUUCAAUAUUUUAAAAGUCUCCCCUAGGCUGAACAAACACCUGAUUUCAAUUGUGAAUUAGAGAAAUCUGUAACAGUCCUAAAAAAAGAGGAAGAAGACUGUGCAUCUGCAAGGAGAGGGGAGACAGACUCACAGCAUUAUGUUAUCCAAGAGAAAGGAGAAGUUCCACUGCAGCACCAGGGAUGACACCUGUCAUAUAUUAGCUAACCUACUAUGGUUAUAACUGAAUAUAAAAUUAGAUAAAUAAAAACACGCCCGAUAUUACAGUAAACAAGUGAGAAAGAAGCUGGCAAUCGUAUGGAAUUGAACACACAGCGCACUGUGUCUGGGCUGGCUCUCCUGCCACGCUCGGCGGGUGACAGCGGCUGGGAAAGCCCCCAAUGGCACUGCCUGGAGAGCCUCUGGCUCAGCACAGACAGGGUGCCCACCCACCACCCCACCACUGCCUCUUGCAGCCCCCCGCUCCUCUGCCUGCAGCCCCCCGCUCCUCUGCCUGCAGCCCCCGUGUGCCGCAGCGCCACUUGACUGAUCAGGCCCCGGGAUCCCCUGUGCAUCGCACACCAGCAGCCAGAGAGCCCCCGGCGCGGCAGCACGUGGCAGCACGGCCCCAGCCGUGCUCCCGUUCACAGAUUCCUUAAGCGACCUUAGAAACCCCCAUCCAUGACAGACCUGCAAUGAAGCAGCACACGGCAGUGCACCCAGAUCCUCUGCAGCCACAGGCAUGUGCUCCAAACCCCUCACAUGCUGUUUGCAUUUGCGGAGACUCUGUUGUCCUGGAAAAAGCU
Molecule: messenger RNA, 5454 nt
Organism: Prinia subflava (tawny-flanked prinia)
Lineage: Eukaryota; Metazoa; Chordata; Aves; Passeriformes; Cisticolidae
Gene: LHFPL4
Product: LHFPL tetraspan subfamily member 4
Exons: 4
Coding region: 19-1356 (445 amino acids)
Biological process (GO): sensory perception of sound; gamma-aminobutyric acid receptor clustering
Cellular component (GO): postsynaptic membrane; plasma membrane; inhibitory synapse
Molecular function (GO): GABA receptor binding
Source: RefSeq, a predicted model, not a curated record